AUGCCUUCUUCUGCACCCACCUUCCUCUCCAAAUGCACUGUCUUCCCAGACCAAAACUCCACUCUCGGAAACCUCAAACUCUCCGUUUCGGACCUGCCCAUGUUGUCCUGCCACUACAUCCAAAAGGGAUGCCUCUUCACCCAACCCAAUAUUCCAAUCCACUCUUUAAUUCCUCUUCUUAAAUCCGCACUCUCUCGCACACUUUCUUUCUUUCCCCCUCUCGCUGGCCGUUUAACCACCGAUUCCGACGGUUAUGUCUACAUCGCUUGCAACGACGCCGGCGUCGAUUUCGUCCACGCCAAUGCCACCGCCCUCCGCAUCUGCGACCUAUUGUCCCCACUCGACGUCCCUGAAUACUUCAAGGAGUUCUUCGCCUUCGAUAGGAAAGUCAGCUACAAUGGCCAUUACUCCCCGAUUCUUGCUGUUCAGGUUACCGAGCUCGCUGACGGACUCUUCAUCGGCUGCGCCGUCAAUCACGCCGUCACCGACGGCACCUCCUUCUGGAACUUCUUCAACACCUUCGCGCAGCUCUGCAGAGGAGCCAAUAAAAGCAUCCGCAAUAUACCGGACUUCGACCGCGAGUCCGUUCUGAUCUCUGACGCCGUCCUCCGCCUACCGGAGGGCGGUCCCCAGGUCACUUUCGAUUCUCACGCGCCGCUGCGCGAGAGAAUCUUCAGCUUCAGACGCGAAGCAAUUCAGCAGCUGAAGGCCAAGGCGAACAACCGUCGAUGGCCGGAAAACAACAGCACCGCGGUAGAGUUGAUGCGGAAGCAAAACAACGAUCAAUUUCAUCACCCGAAGGAGAAUAACGGCAAGGCAGGCACAAUUCUCGAGAACUGGUUCAAGGUUAACUCAAAUUCGAAACCGCAAACAGUUACAGAAACGGUGGAGAUUUCGUCGUUUCAAUCAGUGUGCGCGUUACUGUGGCGCGCUGUGACGCGCGCGAGGAAAUUUCCUGCUUCGAAAACGACGACGUUUAGAAUGGCGGUCAACUGUCGUCACCGGGUUGAACCAAAAUUGGAACCUUACUACUUCGGGAACGCGAUUCAGAGCGUGCCAACAUAUGCUUGUGCUGGUGAUGUGUUAUCGAGGGAUCUACGGUGGUGCGCGGAGCAGCUGAACACAAACGUGAAGGCGCACGAUGACGCUAUGGUGCGAAGGUUCGUAGACGAUUGGGAGCGGAACCCCAGGUGCUUCCCUCUCGGGAACCCUGACGGUGCAUCCAUCACUAUGGGUAGUUCUCCCAGGUUUCCAAUGUACGAUAACAAUUUCGGGUGGGGGAGGCCUCUGGCCGUGAGGAGUGGAAGAGCCAACAAAUUCGACGGUAAGAUCUCGGCGUUUCCCGGCAGAGAUGGAGCAGGGACCGUUGAUCUGGAGGUUGUUUUAGCGCCCGAAACCAUGGAAGCGCUGGAGUCUGAUCCCGAAUUCACCAAAUAUGCAACGUGUCAGUUAUGA
This is a messenger RNA of Sphenostylis stenocarpa, 1455 nucleotides long. NCBI's taxonomy places the organism in Eukaryota, Viridiplantae, Streptophyta, Magnoliopsida, Fabales, Fabaceae. The record is from the annotation of a GenBank genome assembly.